AUGGGCCUUGCAAUAAGUAAGCGUCGUCGUCGGCACCGCGUGACGCGCAUAGUCUCGCCUGGCGUGGAUCCAGACGCACUGCGCGCGCGCCUCGCCCCAUUAGAGAGGAACACGCCAUCCCCAACGGCCGGAUACCCGGGCCUCGACGCGUAUCCCAACAUCCUUGCCAGCAUCUCCGAACACGCGGACGCGCGAACACUCGUCGCCAUGGGCCAGGUGUCGCAUGCGGCGCGCGACGCGGCGCUCACUGCUGGCGCGACGAGGGUUCCGAACUGA
Molecule: messenger RNA, 276 nt
Organism: Cutaneotrichosporon cavernicola
Lineage: Eukaryota; Fungi; Basidiomycota; Tremellomycetes; Trichosporonales; Trichosporonaceae
Exons: 1
Coding region: 1-276 (91 amino acids)
Source: RefSeq, a predicted model, not a curated record